Symbiodinium sp. CCMP2456 is the source of this 2556-nucleotide messenger RNA. The record is from the annotation of a GenBank genome assembly. Lineage: Eukaryota; Dinophyceae; Suessiales; Symbiodiniaceae.
AUGACGCCGGUAGCUGUGGACCCUGCAAACUGGCCCUCCGGUGCGUCCCUGGACGAGGAGGCGGUCUCUGCGCUGCACACGGCGCACCAUGCGCAGCCUAGAAGUGUCCUGGGCUGCCACAGGCUGGCCCAUAGCGACGACAGUGGCUCCGAUCUGUAUGUCUUUCGCAUCUGGCAUCAAGCCCUUGAAAGAGAUUGGGAGGCGGAGAAGAAAGAAGUCAAACUGCAGCUGCUGCUGGACGAGGAAUCCAAGCCGAUUCCACUGGUCCGCCGCUGCGCAUGGCUUUACGAAGCUGUGGUGCGGCUGCCUGCAGACUGGCUGCCGCCCGAUGACGGCGCCGGUGGAGCACCGGUGGGCGGGGUCCUCCACUUGCCCAGAUACUACGUGAUCGCCCCCGCGGAGGAGGGAGAGCAGAUCCUCCACGACUGCUUUGGCUACAUCGGCUUCUUGCUUGCCGAGGUGGAGAUCGAGCAGCUGCAGCAGGGCAGCUUUCCUACGAUUGCCGAUGCUCUGGGCUGUCAUGCAGUCACGGCCGGUGGCGUAUGCGGCCUGCGGUUUGCGACCUGGGCACCGAGGGCCCAAUUCGUCAGCGUCGUAGGAGAUUGGAACACCUGGGAUGGCCGAGCGUCGCCGAUGGCACGGCGACACAGAGCGGAAGGUGGGGGCUUCUCCGGCCUUUGGGAAAUCUUUGUUCCUUUCGGCCCUGACUUGUCGCACGUGCCUUUUGGAAGUACGUACGGCUUCAAGAUUCAUACUGGGGCGGGCCUGGACAUCGUGAAGAUGGACCCCUUUGCGCAAGAGUUUGAGAAGCCCAGCGACCUGCACCAGAGCCCUACCUUCAACGCCUCUGUGGUCAGUGCUUGUGACGACAACUACCGACCAGAGCCGUUUGAGUGGGGCGACGAGGCGUGGAUGCUGGCUCGUGAGGAGCGAGGUCGCCUAAACACAGCCUUGCUGCAGCCGAUGGCCAUCUACGAGGUGCACUUGCCCUCGUGGCGGCGUGGUGCAGAUGGGGAGCUACUGAGCUACAGGGAGCUCACGCAGCCCCUCAUUGACCACGUCAAGGCUCUGAACUUCAAUUGGGUCGAGCUCAUGGCUCUGGCGCAUCACCCCUUCCUCGGCUCCUGGGGCUACCAGGUCUCAGGGUACUACAGCUCUUUUUCGCUUAUGGGCUCGCCCGACGAUUUGAAGCACCUCAUCAAUGAGCUGCAUAAGGCAGGCCUUGGCGUAAUUAUGGACUUCGUUCCUGCGCACUUUUGCAGGGACGCCUGUAGUUUUGGCGACUUUGACGGCACACCAACGUACGAGUACGAGGACCCACGCGAAGGAGAACAGAGGCAAUGGGGAACCAAAAUCUUCAACUUCCGGAAGAACGAGGUGCGCAGCUUCCUCGUGGGCUCUGCGCUGUUCUGGGCCGAGCGCUAUCACAUCGAUGGCUUCCGGUGCGAUGCUGUUUCGGCCAUGAUUUACCGAAACUUUGGUAAAGCCGAUCACGAGUGGGUUCGAAACGAGCAUGGCGGUGACAGCAACUUGGAAGCCGUGUCACUUCUGCGCGAGCUGAACAAGUCCAUGAAGCAGUUCUGGCCAGGUGUGGUGAUGAUCGCAGAGGAGUCCACUGCCUGGGAGGGCGUCACGACCCUGAGGAACGUCUCCUCUGGUCUCGGCUUCGAUCUGAAGUGGGAUCUGGGCUGGAUGAAUGACACGCUCAUCUACCUCGAGGAGCCGGCCUGGAACAGGCCUUCGAAUCACAGCAAGCUCACCUUCCGAUCUCAGUACAUGCAGAACGAGCGCUUCGUUUCGCCCCUGUCCCACGACGAGGUGGCGAACAUGAAGGGCAGCUUGGUGGAAAAGAUGGGCCGCAAGGAUGGACUUGGCUUCUACGACAAGUUGCGCUUACUCUGCGCCUACUACGGCUUUCAAGCCACGGCUCCCGGGCGCCCGCUGCUUUUCAUGGGACAGGAAUACGGCCAGGGUCGCGAGUGGAACUGCUACCAGUCUCUCGACUGGCACGAGGGCGAGGAAGAUCACAGAAAAGGAGUUUGCGUUUGGCUCGCAGACCUUCUGGGAGUCUAUCAGCACCACCGUCCUCUUCACAUGGGAGACGACUUUCCGCAGACGCGGCAAUUUCCUAUUGGCUCGAUGAGCUUUGAGUGGGUCGAGAACAACGCAGGCGCCUGCGUGAUCGCUUUCUGCCGACACUGGAAGGGAGAGAGACCUGUCAUGGCCGUCUUCAAUUUCGGGAGCCAGUAUCACCAUGGGUAUACGAUCGGCAGCCCCUACUGGGGAGGCUGGCAGGUGCUCCUAAACUCCGACGACCGCCGCUAUGGCGGCCGCGGGGGUGGGCCGGGCAACUCGAGCUGUCUCUGGACUGGCAAAGCACGAUCCGACUGCUCGGAUUCGCUGACCUUGGACAUCCCAUCCAAUAGUUGCCUCGUUCUCUUGGCCCCGGAGAACUUCGAAGACAGCAAGGCAGCGCGCCAACCGGUCGGAAUGAAGGGCACGGCCGACACCAUGUGCGCAGAUAUCGAGUAUUGCCUGGGCGAUAUCGGCUUCUGA